CUGAGGAGGAGGAGGACAGAGUUUGUCCUUGGAAGCAGAUUCCAUUUAGCGAAGUCGUGCUGCUUACUGCAUGCCCUGUUUAAUUUGGAGAAUCUGGACGUGCCGUGCUGCUGAAAAAGAGAUGCCCUGCAGUGUAAGGCCCAGCCUGACCCGAGAUCAUGGAUUUUUAAUCAGGUGGAUAUUGCUCACCAGGACUGCUGUGGAAUAACGCGCAGCGAGGUGAAAAGCCACGCAUCCCGGUGUUAUGCCAGGGACUGGGCAAACCCCAGCAGCUGUCUUCCUCCCGUGAGACCAGCUGAAGGCUAGCAAUACUACAGCAAACCCCUGAGACUCAGCAGAGAGAGGAAAAAAGCGAUGACGUCCCAGCAAGCUGCGCUAGGGCACUGAGUGCUGUGCUUCCCAAGCCAGAUUUGCAGUAUUGAUAGCCACCUGUAGAUGGAGAUCUGCUCCAUGCCACGCCGUGGUCAUGCUGGAAUCCUGCUCCCCAUCACCUGGACGAGUGAAUUGCAUUUAAGGAUCCGCUUCAUUUUCCUGAGCACUCGAGAUAACCUUGACGUUCAUCCAUGUCUGAAGCAGCACAUCUCGGCCUUGUCUCGGUUAGGGUAAGUUGUGGGCAUCCUGAUGCUCACCAACUCGUGUAGCUGUUAGUUCCUUACAGUAAACCAGCAGUGGGUACAGCCUGGGGUAGAAUGCAAGUUACAACCCUGUACUUAUCCACUUCUCGUCUCCUCUGCACAGCUGAGUUUGUGCACUUGGCAUGACAGCACUGACUGCUCCUCCUUUAGAGGGCAGAAGCGUACCCUUCCUCCAUUACGUGCUCCCAAAACUAAACCCAGGCUUUGCUCGGGGUCCCGAAGUCUCCUGCUUUAGCAGGAGCAGCCCUAAGGCCCCAUACAGCUCAUUGGCUUGGCAGCUUGCUAGAGAAAACUGGUUGAUGGUGGUAACGGGUUGUACUGCGGUUCUCCGACGUGAUUUCAUGGUGGUUGUGUGCUGAUGUGAACUUUGUUCCUGGCUGCUUGUGUGGAGCCCACCCCAGCUGCUGUUGUUUGGAUGCACUGGUGUGCAAAGAUGCACUGAUGUAAGAAUUACUAGGUGGAAUCUCUUAGUGUAGAUAAGGAACGUGACACACAGCCAGUGCUGCACAGCAAACCCAUCCUGGAGCCAGCAACCAAAUCUUUCCUCCCAGAGCCUCACCUGGUGGCUGAACCCCAGCAGAUGUCCCCAGGAGCACCCCGCUGCCUGAUCGUGCCCCUUCUCAUUUCUGUGCCCUUGCAAAUGAGCGCGGUGAGCAACAAGCGGCCAGCUCCGUGCUGGGGACUGCGAGGCGGGGGCCUUCCCGAAGCCCCACCUCGCGUCUCUGGCAUCAUCUGAGCAUUCUGAUUUGCAUGUGUUUUAUCUGCAGUCCCGUUUCCCUGCUAAACUCACACCCCAGCACGCCGCAGGGAAGGUCCUAACCCCAGAAACAAAACCCGUCUGUGUAACUGCUCGGCGGCGGCUGCCCGGCUCAGGUCACCUGGCCCCGAGCUGUGCGCGGAGCGGCCAUCCCCGGGGCAGGCUUUGCUGCGUGGCGCCGGAGGAGGAGCCGUGCCCGUGCCGCGGCCCGGCCCAGCGGGGCAGGCCGGGCUGCCUGGCCUCGGCCGGCCGUGCCCCCGGCCCGCGGCAUUCCCCGCUGCCGCUGCAGGAAGUGAGCUCACAGCUCCGGCGCUCCGAAGGGAGGGCGGGAGCCCGCGGGCAUCCAGCCCGGCCGGCAGGAGGAUCCGCGCGGCCAUGGGUAGAGGCAAUCUGCUGUCCCGCCUGGGGCCGGCCUGCUGCCUGCUGCUGCUGCUAGGGGGCUGCGAGGGGCUGGGGAGCCCCGGGAAGCAGCGAGAGGAGCGGCAGAGCGCUGCGACGGAGGAGGCACCGUGGGGCAGAGCGAGGUACGAGGCGGUAAAGAAGCAGCUAGGAGCUGUGGGAGCUCUCUCCAAGCAGUACUGGGAGUUCCUGGCUUGCAAGGUGUGGCAGGAGGGCUGCGAGAAGAAGGAGGAAGAGGAAAAGACCAGCCCCGGCCCAGGCUGGAGCUUGCCUCUGGUGGGCCAGGAUUACUUGGAGAUCCUCUCUGCCUGGUACUGCAGUUUUGGCAAGUGCUGCAAGACAGGAGACUGCCGGAUCAUCAACAAUGUCACAGGGCUAGAACUGGACCUCAAUGGGCAGCUCCACGGGCAGCACUUGGCCAAAGAAGUUGUCGUCCGGGCGGUGCGAGGGUUCCUGCAGAGCUCACAGCCACAGAAGGCUCUGGUCCUCUCCUUCCACGGCUGGUCUGGCACUGGCAAGAACUUUGUGGCCCGCAUGGUAGCUGCUAACCUGUACCGGGACGGGCUGAAGAGCGAGUGUGUCAGGGUGUUCAUCGCGCUCUUCCACUUCCCCCACCACAAGUACGUGGACUCCUACAAGGUUCAGCUGGAGAGGCAGAUUAGCGAGACUGUGCAGCUCUGCAAGCAGUCCCUGUUCAUCUUCGAUGAGGCAGAGAAACUUCAUUUCGGCCUCCUGGAUGCCAUCAAGCCCUUCAUGGCUCGCUCUGACGACGGCCAGCGAGGAAACCGGAGAUCCAUCUUCCUUUUCCUCAGCAAUAUUGGUGGCAAUGCCAUCAACGAGGUCGCCCUGGACUUCUGGCGAGCCGGACGGGCGCGGGAGGAGAUCCCCAUGGAGCUCCUGGAGCAGCAGCUGCGACUGGAGAUGCUGCAGCUUGCAGAGAACGGUUAUGCCCGCAGCCACCUCCUUGAAGAGAACCUCGUUGAUUUCUUUGUGCCAUUCCUGCCUCUGGAGUACCACCACGUGAAGCUCUGUGCACGAGACGCGUUCCUGGCCCGUGGACUUCCCUACACAGAGGCAGCCCUCGAUGAGGUUGCCAGGAUGAUGGUGUUUGUCCCAAAAGAGGAGAAGCUUUUCUCUGCACAGGGCUGUAAAUCUGUAUCACAGCGCAUCAAUUACUUCCUUCCUUGAACACCAGCUGGGACAACAUCCCUGGUGAAGGUGGUUCUGCACACCAGGAGCUGCUCUCCUUGCACGAGGUCAGGCAAGCAGAUCACCCCCUGCACGGGGGCAGAAACUGAACUCUGUAAUACUCUGAGGGCUGCUCACAGGGAAGGCAGUGCACCCCGCCCAGCUUUAAGGUUGGGGUACCAGCAGGCUGAGCUCGGCUGGGUUUUUAAGUCCACAUGGUGUUUCUCACUCCCUUCUUUUACCCAGAAGCAGUGAUUUGGUUGUGCUCACAGAUGCUUAAUUUCAUGUGAGUGGGGGUAUUGUCAGUUUGUUGCCCAGGACAGAUUGAUCCAGCAGCAGCCAUGGCCUCAUCCCUGUCCACAGCUUCCUCAGUCACAUGAGGAGCUCUCAGAUUACACAGAGCAGUUUUGCUGCAGCUGAGUUUUCUUCUCUGUCACUCUCUUGCCAUCAGGAAUUGUCUGGCACUGAGUGCCAGGGUCGUGAUUUGUGCAGGGUGAGAAAAUGGCUGCUUCAUCUCCUCUGGAGAUGUUAAGUCUACAGCGUGUUGGUUUGGAGUGACCUUCCCUCCCCUCUCGUCUUUUGUUCCAUGGAAGCAGCUGUGGGAUGAGGUGAGCUCCUGCUGAAAUCACUUCUCUGAGCCAUUUGGUGAAGAGCAUGUUUGCUGCAUUGCAGGAACUGGUUUGGGCAGAGACAGACAUGGGCAAAGGGCAGCUGAGGAGGACAGUGGGUGAAAGAACAAGUUGCAAUUGAAUUCUGGUUUUCAGAGCUGGAAUAAGAAAAUUUCCCCCCCCCCUCAGAAUGUUGCAUGCUUUGGGGUUUUGGCUGGUAUCAGCAUUACUACACCACGGAGCUGUUUGCUGUCUGGGUACUUGCCAGGUGAUAAGAAUGUUAGGGCAGGACCACAAAAUUUCAACAGUGCUACAGGAAUCGCUUUGUGACCUCUAGGUCAAAACUCCCUUCCAACACAGCUGCUGUGUGGAGAGGUGAAUCAGCACCUGCCAAGGACGGGCUCAGCUACCGGAGCGCCGCAUGUGCGGACCUUUGAUCUAUUUUAAGCUUGGAACCUCUCAGCAGUGCCAGUGAUGAGCAGCAUGGCUCCAGGGACAGGCUGAGCAGGCUGCGUGCUGUUCUGCAGCCUCUGAGGUCGCUGCUAUCCUAACGAGGCUGCGUGGUGCAAGGCAGGGAGGUGAGCCAGCUGCUCGUCGUGCUUCUCUCUGUACAAAGUUAGCUUAAACCUGGCUGCCGAAUCGAGGCUGAACUAUAGUGCCACAUCUACUUUUAUCAGACAUUGCUGAGAGUUGGUUUAUGGAUGGUCAUUUCAUCACAAACGUCAGUCCUGGAAACAGCAGAGAGAGGUGCCCAGGGGAAGGCAGCUCUGAAGUGAGGCUGCAGCCCUGCAGAACAGCACGGCUCAGGCUCUGCUUUACAACCAGCUGAUUUGCUCGGUCACUUGUGUAAGCCAGUGUGAGGUUUGUGGGGUUUUGGUUUUUUGAGCAACUGGCCUCAGGUUAGUACGGUGCAGGUUAAAAAUAAAGCAGUGUCUAGGCAAGGUUUUUUUGCCAAUAAAAUAUUGCAACCUUUAUUUAAAACAAAAUGCAAAUUGGCAAAACUUUGUGGAACGACAGGCAAAGAGGCCCUUCCAAGGGCCUUAUUUACAUCAAGUUUAACACUGUUCGCAGUUCACAGUCAGACGAUAGUGAGAGAAUUAAAUUAGAAAAACAACCAAAAUAUAUUACAAUAACAAUUAAAAACAAAACAGCUGACAACACUGUAGA
Numida meleagris (helmeted guineafowl) is the source of this 4754-nucleotide messenger RNA. It is a transcript of the gene TOR3A, whose product is annotated as torsin family 3 member A. Lineage: Eukaryota; Metazoa; Chordata; Aves; Galliformes; Numididae. The transcript has 8 exons. The record is from RefSeq and is a predicted model, not a curated record. Bases 1768 to 2979 code for a protein of 403 amino acids. Gene Ontology annotation, molecular function: ATP binding; ATP hydrolysis activity. Gene Ontology annotation, cellular component: nuclear envelope; endoplasmic reticulum lumen.